Lonchura striata (white-rumped munia) is the source of this 1728-nucleotide messenger RNA. It is a transcript of the gene ARSI, whose product is annotated as arylsulfatase family member I. Gene Ontology annotation, molecular function: sulfuric ester hydrolase activity. NCBI's taxonomy places the organism in Eukaryota, Metazoa, Chordata, Aves, Passeriformes, Estrildidae. The record is from RefSeq and is a predicted model, not a curated record.
AUGGCCGUCUAUGCCCUCACGGGUUUCUCGCUCGUCAGCCUGCUCAGCUUUGGCUAUUUGUCUUGGGACUGGAUGAAGCCCAGUUUGGUGGCUGAUGUGGCCACAGACCCCAUGGAGAAAUCACUGCCUCCCACCUUCACCAGGCCACCCCACAUCAUCUUCAUUCUGACUGAUGACCAGGGCUACCAUGACAUCGGCUAUCACGGCUCAGAUAUCCAGACGCCGACGCUGGACAGGCUGGCAGCAGAGGGUGUGAAGCUGGAGAACUACUACAUCCAGCCCAUCUGCACCCCGUCCCGGAGCCAGCUGAUAACUGGCAGGUACCAGAUCCACACAGGAUUGCAGCACUCCAUCAUCCGCCCUCGGCAGCCCAACUGCCUGCCCCUCGACCAGGUCACCCUGCCACAGAAGCUGCAGGAAGCCGGCUACUCCACACAUAUGGUGGGCAAGUGGCACCUUGGCUUCUACAAGAAGGAGUGCCUGCCCACCCGCCGGGGCUUCGACACCUUCCUGGGCUCCCUGACAGGCAACGUGGAUUACUACACCUACGACAACUGCGACGGGCCGGACGUCUGCGGCUACGACCUGCACGAGGGGGAGGACGUGGCGUGGGACCAGAGCGGGAAGUAUUCCACCUUCCUGUACGCCCAGCGCGUCAGCAAGAUCCUGGCAUCCCACAGCCCCAAGGAGCCCAUCUUCAUCUACGUGGCCUUCCAAGCGGUGCACACGCCCCUGCAGUCUCCCAAGGAGUACAUCUACCGCUACCGCUCCAUGGGCAACGUCGCCCGCCGCAAGUACGCGGCCAUGGUGACCUGCAUGGAUGAGGCGGUGAAGAACAUCACCUGGGCCCUCAAGAAGUAUGGGUACUAUGACAACAGUGUGAUCGUGUUCUCCACGGACAACGGUGGGCAGACCUUCUCCGGGGGAAGCAACUGGCCACUGCGGGGUCGCAAAGGGACGUACUGGGAAGGGGGAGUGCGUGGCAUUGGUUUUGUCCACAGUCCCCUGAUCAAGCGCAAGCGUCGGACAAGCUGGGCGCUAGUUCACAUUACAGACUGGUACCCUACUCUGGUCAGCCUGGCUAGGGGCAACCUGAGCAAUGUCCAAGGCUUGGAUGGAUAUGAUGUCUGGCCUGCUAUCAGUGAGGGCAAGGACUCACCACGCACUGAAAUCCUGCACAAUAUUGACCCCUUGUACAACCACGCCAAGUAUGGCUCCUUGGAGGAUGGCUUCGGCAUCUGGAACACGGCUGUGCAAGCUUCCAUCCGGGUUGGGGAGUGGAAGCUCCUCACUGGUGACCCAGGGUACAGUGACUGGAUACCCCCACAGACCCUGACCAACUUUCCAGGGAGCUGGUGGAACCUGGAGCGUCUCACUGAUGGCCUGAAGAAGUCCGUGUGGCUCUUCAACAUCACUGCCGACCCCUACGAGCGCUACGACCUCUCAGGGCAGCGCCCAGACGUGGUCAGGACCCUCCUGAUGAGGCUGGUGCACUACAACCGGACAGCCAUCCCGGUGCGGUACCCUGCGGAGAACCCCCGGGCUCACCCAGACUUCAACGGUGGGGCCUGGGGACCUUGGGCCAGUGAGGAUGAUGGGGAGGAGUGGGAAGGUGGCCGGGAGUCCCUGAAAAGCAGGAACAAGAAGAAGAAGAAGAAGUGCAAGAUCUGCAAGCUGCGCUCCUUCUUCCGCAAGCUGAACACCAGGCUCAUGUCCAACCGCAUCUGA